AAUAACAUACAGAGGUAGAGAAGAAGAGGAGGAGGCAGUAUCACUACAGUACAGUACAGUAAAGUGGAGACAGUAUAGAAUAACUGCAACAUUCACCUGUGUUUUAAAAUGGUUAAAUAAUGAAUUAUAACUGGAUACGCUCUGUGAUUUGUGUGUGGAGAGAACUUUUGUAUCAGGAUAUAUGAUAUAAUUAGUGUUUCGUGUGUGUGCGUAGCUGGUUAGCUCAGUGCUGCGAGAUCACCCAUACAGAGAGACACAGAGAAACACAGAGAGACACAGAGACAGACAAAGCUGUUUUCAGAUGUAAAGAAACCAUAAGAUCAGACAUACACUGAGUUAGAUAGUAUAGGAGGAGUAUAUAUGGCGUCCCAGGCGCCCUUCACUGACAGCGAUACUGCUGAUGAAGCGGUCAGAGCGACGUGCGACGAUGCGUCCACCUGCAAAAGGUUUGCAACCAGCAAAGGCUACUGGACAGACCCUUAUAUACAGUAUUUUGUUAGACAGACAGGGGAACGCAAGGCACCAGAGAUCAACAGAGGUUAUUAUGCUCGGGUACAUGGAGUGAACCACCUGCUCGAUGCUUUUCUCAAGAAGACACAGUGUGACUGCCAGGUGGUCAAUUUUGGAGCAGGACUGGAUACCACCUUCUGGAGACUGAAGACUGAGAACACUUUGCCGAAAAAGUACUUUGAAGUGGACUUCCCCAUGAUUGUUGCAAGGAAAAUACACCAUAUCAAAACAAAGCCUCCAUUGUCAAAGCCUUUGAUUGAGACCCAUUCAGCUGAUUCACUCCUCCUAGAUGGUCACAGCCUGGACUCGGACAGAUAUUGUAUCAUUGGCGCUGAUCUAAGGGACAUUUCAAGUUUAGAGGAUAAACUCCGGAAAUUCCAGAUAAAUACAGAGUUGCCUACGCUGUUUAUGUCUGAGUGUGUGCUGGUGUACAUGACCCCUGAACAGUCGUCCAAACUGGUGCACUGGGCAGCAGACACCUUCCACACUGCCAUGUUCAUCAACUAUGAACAGGUGAACAUGGGAGAUCGCUUUGGCCAGAUUAUGAUUGAGAAUCUGCAGAGACGACAGUGUAAUCUGGCUGGAGUGGAUGUGUGCCAGUCUUUGGAUUCUCAGAAGGAACGCUUCCUGUCGACCGGAUGGGAAAGUGUGAAUGCACUAGACAUGAUGGGAGUCUAUAGUCUGCUUCCUCAGGAUGACAUAAGCAGAAUUGAACGACUUGAGUUUUUAGAUGAAAAGGAGCUGCUCCACCAGCUUCUACAGCACUACAGUAUCUGCUGGGCAGUGAAGGAUUCACUCAGUUUGGGCAUUUCACAAAUUGGCUUUUGAAUGUGAUUCAUACUUGGUUUGGAAAGUUUCUUCUUUGUGCCAAGGUCAAUAUGAAUCAAAGGAAGUCAUUCUAACUCAUUGCUUUCCUUUUGUGACGUCAAUAAAAGAAGAGACGACUGUUUUUUUUUGUUGUAUUUUUGUCUGUUUGCAUGUUUCCGUCCUAUCCACCUUGUGGUCAUCUGACUAUUUUCAGUGCUUGCCCUGCUAUUAAAUUAUCGAUUGAUUGUUGUAGAAAA
Astyanax mexicanus (Mexican tetra) is the source of this 1574-nucleotide messenger RNA. RefSeq names its product leucine carboxyl methyltransferase 1 (gene lcmt1). Bases 361 to 1338 code for a protein of 325 amino acids. Gene Ontology annotation, cellular component: cytosol. The transcript has 11 exons. The record is from RefSeq and is a predicted model, not a curated record. NCBI's taxonomy places the organism in Eukaryota, Metazoa, Chordata, Actinopteri, Characiformes, Acestrorhamphidae. Gene Ontology annotation, biological process: C-terminal protein methylation. Gene Ontology annotation, molecular function: protein C-terminal leucine carboxyl O-methyltransferase activity.